CUCCACCCACAAAGCAGAACAAACGCCCACUGACACGUUCAAACAAGACUAUUAUGAAACACAGGACUUUUAAAUCUGCACUCUUAAACAGCAAGCAGCUCCAUCAAGAGUGAAAGUUUGUUUAUGAUGCUUAUGUGUCAACGCGGGUCAAUGAGUGUAUUGGGAGCACUGUUGGUUGUGCUGGCUGGCUGUCAACAAUGUGCCUCAACCAACAGUGACACUCUGGCUCCACCAGAGGUCUCGCAGCACAAUGGGACCCUGUAUGCAGCCUGCAAAAUGAGACCCAGCACCUCACUAGCUCAGGGUUUGCCCAAAGUGUACGGUCAGGUGCUGUUUAAGCAGGAUUAUCCUCAGGGAAAACUCACAGUCCUGCUCCGCCUCAACGGCUUCCCCAAAGAGGGUGAUCCAGUGCCCAGAGCGGUGCACAUCCAUCAGUACGGAGACCUGAGUCAGGGAUGUGACUCCACUGGUGGCCACUACAAUCCAUAUGAUGUACAUCACCCCAACCACCCUGGAGACUUUGGUAACUUUGACCCCCAGCAAGGAAAAAUCAAUGCAAUGAUAGAAUCUGAGGCAACGUUGUUUGGAGGGAUGUCUGUGAUUGGACGAGCGGUGGUGGUCCAUGAAAAGAGAGAUGACUUAGGGCGUGGGGGAGACGCUGGCAGCCUGCUGCAUGGAAACGCAGGCCGGAGGCUUGGCUGCUGCAUUAUUGGCAUUUCCUCUCCCAAUCUCUGGAAUAAUCACCAGAAACAGUAUAGUAGGAGGUUGAGGGGUAAUUAGUCUUAGAGCAGUGGUAUAUACCAGUGGUUUUAAAAGGGCGGUUCAGGAACCCCCAGGGGUCCUUGAGGGGGUUUCAGGGGGUCCCUAGUUUUAAAAAAAAACAGUGACAGAAUGUAUGACUACUUUGGUUAUGGGUUUUAUACACUUUCAAAGCAGAAUUCUUGUAAGAUGGGGGUUUGGGGGUCUAAUUUGUUAGUUUAAGGAUCCUUGAAAUGAAAACAUUGGAAACCACUGGUACAUACUGUAAGUUAGAUUACAGAUUUUACCUUUAUAUUCAUUAAUUCAUGGAGUCCUUUGUAUUCCCAGUGUGAUACCAAUGCACUUACUGGAAGAACUGGUCUGGAGUGUCAACUUUUCUUGAAAUAUUAAGAAUGAAAUGUAAUCAUUCAGAUAUAACAUACUUUAUAGCCAUGCUAGCAGAGUACCGUAGUUAGUUGGUCAAUGCAACACUUUGGUGCAGACUAAGUAUCUCAACAUCUACUGCACUGAUUGGCACAAAAUGUAGUGUAGUGCUUUGCUUUGUGAUCAAAUACUGGCAAAGUGACAUUUCCAUCAGUCUCUGCUGUACUUUGCCUUUUGUGCUAAUUAGAAAGUGUUAGCAUGCUAACCUAAUGCCAACAUGCUAUUUUUGCCACUGCAAACAUGUUUUAAGCUUUACCUUCAGGGCAGCAUGUCACAAUAUAUGAAAUUCUGAUGAACAUACAUUACAUAUACACACACAGCCUUCACACUACAAACCAUUAGCUGAAAAUCAUUUAUUUUGCAGAAAUAAAUACAUUUUGUACACAUUUUUGUUCACAUUAAUCACAUACACACACAUCUAUGUAAUUCUAUCUAGUGAGAAUAUUUUUCAUAACAAAAACGUCAUCAGUGCUGGUAACCUGGAAGUUGUGGCUUGGUUGUAUUGCAGACUAAUAAAUGUUCUGUUAAUGUACUCCUGCGUUCUUGUAAUUCAUGGAAUGUUUGUAUGUGAAGUAAUUAAAAGCAUGGAAUAAAAAAAAA
Scatophagus argus is the source of this 1782-nucleotide messenger RNA. Its product is annotated as extracellular superoxide dismutase [Cu-Zn]-like. The transcript is spliced from 2 exons. Gene Ontology annotation, biological process: removal of superoxide radicals. NCBI's taxonomy places the organism in Eukaryota, Metazoa, Chordata, Actinopteri, Scatophagidae. The record is from RefSeq and is a predicted model, not a curated record. Gene Ontology annotation, molecular function: superoxide dismutase activity; copper ion binding. Bases 124 to 780 code for a protein of 218 amino acids.